Molecule: messenger RNA, 1310 nt
Organism: Episyrphus balteatus (marmalade hoverfly)
Lineage: Eukaryota; Metazoa; Arthropoda; Insecta; Diptera; Syrphidae
Gene: Cdc10
Product: cyclin-dependent kinase 10
Exons: 7
Coding region: 119-1285 (388 amino acids)
Biological process (GO): regulation of mitotic cell cycle; protein phosphorylation
Cellular component (GO): nucleus
Molecular function (GO): cyclin-dependent protein serine/threonine kinase activity; ATP binding
Source: RefSeq, a predicted model, not a curated record
CGACUCAUAAUUUUGACAGCUUUGCUAAAAGUUGAAAAUUUUGUUUAUUUUCAGACCGACCUACAAACUCAAGAAUCUUUUUAUUUAGAAAAUAAUAAACCAAAUAAAAUUCUUAAAUAUGAGUAAAGACGAAAAACCCAAAAGUGCUUCAGAUCCCCAAGCACCGGUCACACGCAAAGGAUUUCUAAUAUCUUUCAAAACCGGCGAACCUACAGAAAUCAAGGAUCGUGAUGUGUUUGGUAGAUGCCGACCAGUCACAGAAUUUGAGAAACUCAACCGAAUCGGUGAAGGAACUUAUGGAAUAGUCUAUCGAGCAAGAGACACAAAAAACAAUGAAAUUGUUGCUCUGAAAAAGGUUCGAAUGGACCAAGAGAAAGACGGCCUUCCAAUCAGUGGUUUGCGUGAGAUUCAAAUCUUAAAGACAUGCAAUCAUGAAAACAUUGUUCGAUUGGCUGAAGUUGUCGUAGGGAAAAGUCUUGAAAGCAUCUUCCUUGUAAUGGAAUACUGCGAACAGGAUCUAGCUUCCUUGCUCGACAACAUGACAGCCCCAUUCUCGGAAUCCGAAGUCAAGUGUAUUGUCCUGCAGGUUCUUAAGGGACUGCAGUAUAUGCAUUCAAGGUACAUAGUCCAUAGAGACCUUAAGGUGUCUAAUCUUCUGAUGACAGACAAGGGUUGUGUUAAAAUAGCUGACUUUGGUUUGGCAAGAUUAUUUGGAGUUCCACCUUUACCAAUGACUCCCCAGGUAGUUACUCUAUGGUAUCGAUCGCCAGAACUUCUCCUCGGCUCACAGAACCAAACAACUGCCAUCGAUAUGUGGGCUCUGGGUUGUAUUCUUGGAGAACUCUUAUCACACAAACCAUUGCUGCCGGGAAAUACAGAGAUUCAGCAGUUAGAGUUGAUAAUUGAUCUCUUAGGAACUCCCUCGGAAGCUAUUUGGCCAGAUUUCAAUACUAUGCCUGCUCUGCAGAACUUCACCCUAAAAUCACAGCCCUAUAAUAAUUUGAAACCAAAGUUCCAGUGGCUGUCGCAAGCCGGGUUGAGGCUCUUGAACUUUUUGUUCAUGUAUGAUCCUAAGAAAAGAGCGACGGCUGAGGAAUGCCUGCAAAGUACCUACUUCAAGAUUCAACCAUUGCCUUGUGACCCUAAUCUAAUGCCCACAUUUCCCCAGCAUAGAAAUAUGCGACAAUCGAAAGAGCAACAGCAUGUUAGUAAUCAGCAAGUUCCAGAACUGCCAGCAAUUUCAGAUCUCCUUGGAUCCCUUUUAAAAAUGCGGAGAGUUGACUAAAUAAAACAACAGUUUUUACAUUUUA